AUGGUAUCACUCCGGCAAUGCUUCAUCUAUGGCAUGAUAUUUGCCUCUGGAACCCUAAUCGGAUACGACUCUGGUUAUCUUAAUGGUGUUCUUGGAUCUGUCGACUUCCAGCGUCGCUAUGGAUAUUAUAGCGAAAGUGCCGGCUGGUCUCUAGCACCCAGCACUCGGUCUAUCUUUACGUCUCUCCUUGUUGUCGGAACCCUGCUGGGUUCGGUCUCUGCCUCUUUUGCUGGUGAAAUUGUUGGCCGCAAGGGUAGUUUGAUAUUUGCUGCUGGGAUAUAUGCUGUGGGCGUGUCUCUCCAGGUCGCUGGUCCACCAUUUGGAGUGUUCGUUCUGGGUCGUAUUUUUCUUGGAAUGGGACUUGGGCUUAUUUCCGUUGUUUCUCCUAUGUACCUGGUAGAGAGCUCCAAGUCAACCACGAGAGGACCAUUCAUCGCUGUCUACACACAACUAUUAACGAGUGGCAAUGUUCUCGCGUGUGGCAUCAGCCUUGCGACGAGGAAUCUUGAGGGUGCUAAUAGCUGGCGCAUCACUGUCGGUUUUCAACUUUUCCUCGCCCUCAUCAUCUUCGUCGGCGCAGUCAUCGCACCUGAAUCUCCGGUUCUCCUUAUCAAAGCAAACCAACACAACAGGGCUCGACAGUCCCUUGCCGCCCUUCGCCAUCUCGAUAUCGACUCAGACGAAAUAACAGAAUCCAUCAAUGAAAUAACCCACUGGAUCCAAGAACAGUCAUCCACCGGCAAAGUCCACCUGGCAGAGUGUUUCCAAGGCCCCAAUCUCCGCCGCCAACUACUAGGCCUCUGCAUGGGCUUUUUCACAAUCUCUACCGGCGUCACAUUCUGGUUCGGCUACGGGACGACCUUCUUCGAGGCAGCCGGCGUGAAGGAUUCGUAUCUGAUUUCUUUGAUCCUGGCGCUUGUGAACGCUGUUUUCACUGCACCUUCCCCGUAUUUCGUUGAACGGUUCGGUCGUCGCGUCUGUUUGCUCGCUGGGGGUGCGGUUAUGGCGGUUGCCAUGUUGGUUCCGGCUGUCGUGCACUCUGUGGCUGCGGAUAGUCGGGCUGAUCAUAAUGCUCUGGUGGCUGGGGCUGUGAUUUUCAUUGCGGCUUAUGCUCCUUCGUGGGGGACUAUUGGCUGGGUCAUCAUGACAGAACCAUACUCUCAACGCCUCCGUCUUCACCAGUCAACUAUCACCAUGGUCGUUUACUGGAUCUCCACCUGGGCUAUUGGCUUCGUGACUCCUUACAUAGUCGAUGCAACGGCAGGAAGUCUCGGCAUCAAUGUAUGCUAUAUCUGGCUUGCUAUGAUAGCUCUAUCGCUUGGAUGGGCGUUUCUUUUUGUGCCUGAGCUUGCUGGGCUUUCUGUUGCUGAGACCGACAUGCUUUUUGAAGCUGGUGUUCCAGCCUGGCGAUCGGUUACGUGGAAGGCAUCACUUUGUAUUGAUGGAGAGGAUGCAGAUGAAGGCUGUAUGGAUGUUGUGAAUUAUAAGAAAGAUAGAGAAUAA
Molecule: messenger RNA, 1503 nt
Organism: Aspergillus wentii DTO 134E9
Lineage: Eukaryota; Fungi; Ascomycota; Eurotiomycetes; Eurotiales; Aspergillaceae
Exons: 7
Coding region: 1-1503 (500 amino acids)
Biological process (GO): transmembrane transport; carbohydrate transport
Cellular component (GO): membrane
Molecular function (GO): carbohydrate:proton symporter activity
Source: RefSeq, a predicted model, not a curated record